AUGUUCUCUAUUCAACUUUCCUGCCUCCAAUCCUCACUACAAGCAGUGUCACAGGCUCUAGUCCCUCUGGCCCACCUUGCUUAUUCUAUGUGGUAUCCUGCCUGCAAAGGAGAGGCUUCAAACUGCUUUCAGAGGCAUUGCAGCACUCCACACUGGAUGACCUUUGCCCAUGGGCAGAAUAUGAGCAAAAAUUGCCAGCAAGAGGAGUGGCUAGCUGGAAUUGAUGACCCAUCUUCUGCUGGUCAUCAGAGAGAAGAAAAGGAGUUUGUAGGUUUGGAUCCUGGAGCAUUGUGUAUUCUUAAAGACAAGCAGCUUGCCUUGACACAAUUAUCACAUAACACUCCUCCUAGUGCUGUGCAACAAAUUGGUCCUUCUCAGUCAUGGGUUUCAGAAUAUUACCCUCAAUCAUGGGGUAGUUAA
Molecule: messenger RNA, 420 nt
Organism: Desarmillaria tabescens
Lineage: Eukaryota; Fungi; Basidiomycota; Agaricomycetes; Agaricales; Physalacriaceae
Exons: 5
Coding region: 1-420 (139 amino acids)
Source: RefSeq, a predicted model, not a curated record